This is a messenger RNA of Dendrobium catenatum, 2062 nucleotides long. Its product is annotated as DNA polymerase lambda. Gene Ontology annotation, cellular component: nucleus. The transcript is spliced from 14 exons. NCBI's taxonomy places the organism in Eukaryota, Viridiplantae, Streptophyta, Magnoliopsida, Asparagales, Orchidaceae. Gene Ontology annotation, biological process: double-strand break repair via nonhomologous end joining. The coding region runs from base 58 to 1656 and encodes 532 amino acids. The record is from RefSeq and is a predicted model, not a curated record. Gene Ontology annotation, molecular function: DNA binding; DNA-directed DNA polymerase activity.
AGGGCUUCGCAGAAGCGGAAGCUUCCAUCGCCAGAUCCCGAGGGCAUUUUCCGAGGCAUGAUCGUCUUCCUAGUGCCGGAGGGUAUGCAGUCCCAGAGGCUUAAGGUAUGGAAGCAGAAGUUAUCACAAAUGGGGGCUAGAGUUGAAGAUGGUUUUUCGGAGAGAGUUACUCAUAUUUUUGCAUUAGGCAUUAGGACACUUCUUCAGCGAGUGAGUAUUGAAAAGUUGCAAAAUUUUAAAGGAAGUUUGAUCAAUUAUCAGUGGUUGGAAGAUUGCUUGAAGUCAGGAGAAAAAUUGCCCGAUGAUUCAUAUACUAUAAUAUCAGCAUCUAAAGAGCAUGCCAAAUUAGCUCAGUUAUUGGAAAUGAAUCAGCCUAAAUCAAUUGAUCCAAGUUUCCGUGAUAAUGAUUUAUCACCUAGCAAAAGGAACAAAAUCUUGGCUGAUGGUUUGAAGGCUACAGAUGAUUCUAGCAGUGUUGAGGAUAGCUUGAUAGCUAUUUCUUCCCAGGAAGAGUCGGGUGAAUUUCUUAGGGGUGAAGUGGUAACAAAUGAAAGACAACUCAACCCUCAAAGUUGCUCGGAUGAUGUCUCCAAUCCUCUUGAUCGUCAUACUGAUGUUCCUGAAGAAUCAAAAGAACUAUCUCCGCUGUACAGUCCACCUGAUCUAAAUAAGGACAUUACUGAGAUAUUUGGGAAGCUUAUUAACAUUUAUAGAGCAUUAGGCGAUGAUCGCAGGUCAUUCAGUUAUCAGAAAGCCAUUCCAGUGAUAGAGAAAAUACCUUUUAAAAUUGAUAAUGUUGAUCAAGUCAAACAUCUUCCUGCUAUUGGGAGGUCAUUGCAAGAUCAUAUUCAGGAGAUUGUGAAUACUGGAAAGUUAUCUAAAUUGGAGCACUUUGAGAAAGAUGAAAAGGUACGAGUAAUCAGUCUUUUUGGGGAGGUUUGGGGAAUUGGUCCUGCAACGGCACUAAAAUUAUAUGAGAAAGGGCAUCGCACCCUUGAUGAUCUCAAACAGGAGGACUCAUUAACCAAUUCACAGAAGCUAGGGUUGAAGUUUUUUGAUGAUAUUAAGAAAAGGAUUCCCCGGCAUGAGGCCAAAGAAGUGGAGAAGCUUCUGCAAAAGGUUGGUGAGGAAAUUCUGCCUGGGGCGGUGGUUAUUUGCGGAGGAUCAUAUAGACGUGGGAAAGCAUUUUGUGGUGACCUAGAUGUCAUAAUUACUCAUCCUGAUGGAGAAAGCCAUAAGGGCUUUUUACCUAAAUAUGUUCAACGUUUGAAGGACAUAAAUUUUUUGAGAGAGGAUUUGGUUUUCAGCAUUCAUAGCACAGAGGGAACUGAUUCCGGGAUUGACACUUACUUCGGCCUCUGCACAUAUCCUGGACAAGAACUGCGACAUCGCAUUGAUUUGAAGGUAUAUCCAAAGAUCAUAUAUGCUUUUGGACUAAUAGCUUGGACCGGAAAUGAUGUGCUAAAUAGGAGGCUAAGGUUAUUGGCUGAAUCCAAAGGAUACAGGCUUGAUGAUACGGGGCUAUUCUUAGCUACUCCAGGCACAUCUGGAAAGCGAGGGAAGAGAUCCAGCACUAGUGUGAGCUGCAAUACUGAAAAAGAGGUAUUCGAUAUGCUUGGAUUUCCUUGGCUGGAACCUCAUGAAAGGAACUUGUAAAUGUUUUGUUGCAUCAAAUGUAUAGUCUUCUAUCCUUUAUAUAGUCUCUUAGUGAGGUGAAAUUAUUCUGUGCGGAUACGGACGCUAUUCGGAGACGAAUUAGAACGCACCACGUUACCCGUUUGUUGUGUACCGUGGCUAUGUACCGUUGUGAUGUGGCACCUUCUGAUUUGCCUCCAGAUGGUCCGGUGUCCGCACAAAAUAAUUUUUCCUUAGAUAGGCCCGUGACGUUAAAUAAUGCAACUGGAUAUUGUGGUAGCUGUAUUUUCAGGCAAUUUUUUGGUUUAGGAUCAGGUUUUUGGAAGAAAUAGGUUACAUUAGGUUAGUAUGACCCUUCUAAUGUUUCAAAUUUAUGCAUAUUUAAUUCCGUUGCUGUUAAGUAUCAUCAAAUUGGGUCUUCAGGACU